AUGACACUCUCUCAAGACUCUCCACAGCAGGAAGACAACUCUCCCGGUCCUAGCUCCAGGAAACGUACGAUCGGCACCGCCCAACCCAAAUCGAGCCCGAGUCCGCCGUCAAGCCCGAAGCCCCCGAAAGGUCCAUGGUGGACCGGUGUUGAGGAUGUAAUAAGGGACGCCGGGACCGGAAAGGAGAAGCAGCGCUGUCCAUAUGAGCUCAAGACUAUUCUCAAGCAAACAGAUGGGCAGAUCCCCAUUGCCCUGCAUUGCGUCGAGUUCUUCCCCUUCGUGGGACCUCGACGGCCCAAGCAGACUUUGACGGACCGAAGUUGGGAUAAGUGGGAGGGAGCUGCAGCAUACUGCGGGGGAACGAAGGUGUGGAUCGGGCGGUGCAAAGAUAGUCGGGAAGGGUCCUGCUGGGAGCCUAUCUGGCAGGUAUCUGUCGACCGACCUGCCGGUCAGAAUGCGGACGAGCUGUACCAUGUCACAUGGACGGUCAACCCGUUCAAUCUUCACCCCGUCGUUAUCGUCGGCGGCAAGCUCGGUCUGAUCUACGUCCUGGACCCGGUAUCGAAGCGUCUCGUACGCACCCUCAAAGGUCAUGGCGACGAGGUACAGGCCGUCGCCAUUUGUCCCAAAUUUCCCCAUAUCAUUGCCUCGGCAUCCCGCGAUCACACCAUACGGAUCUGGAAUCUCUACGGCUAUGAUGUCGAGCUCCAGGGUCCGACCGAUCUGCCGAAUCAGAACUACCCUAUGGGCGAUGCGGACGAGGGAAAUCACGUCGUGGCGAUCCUUGCGGGAAAUUGGCCCGGCGGACACAGGGACGACGUUUGCACCCUAGCGUGGCACCCAGUUCACAGAGCUAUCGCAUCCGCCAGCCGAGAUCAUAGCAUCAAAAUCUGGGCUCUUCCCGCCCUUCCUUCUCCAGUCAUCGCUAAGCCUGCGCGGAGCUAUAGGCCGGUAAUGGUCUCCUCGCCCAUAUUCUCAACAAAUCAAGUCGAACCAGCGGACUCGCUAUUCUGGCUCAAUCAUGACAUCCUCGUAUCCCGCAACGUCAUGUCUAUUAUUACGUUUCAAUGGCUGAGCUAUCGGCGGUACUUCGAACCAGGUACAUUUGAGCCACUUGGCGAUACGGUGAUGCCAGUGGCGGAUCCGGCUCACUGGCAUGAUAUCGAAGAUUCCCGUUCUUUGUCUGUCAUCUCGACCGAGGAAGUGAACGGCCGGUAUUGCUACUUCCGAGCCGGAUUUCAUGCUGCUUAUACACCAACUCCCGCCGAAGAGGCCGAGCACGCUCGGAACCCCAAUCUCGUCCAGGACUUCCUCGUCGCAGCGCCGUCGGGUUCCCCAUUACCCGAGAUCAUCCUGUAUGCUCCGGCAAUCGCUGAGCCGGACGCCGAGCCGGAGCUGGUGAUUAAGCCUCGAAUGGACAUAAUGGACUUCGACGAGUUCGACAGCGACUCGGAGGGGGAAGUGGUUGGCGCUGGUGAUGGGGCGGGACCGAGCAAGGCUGCGACUCCCAAGCGGGAUAAGGGAGAGGGGACGACAGCGGGGUCUACGUCCGCCAGGCGGUCAGGCAACAGGGGAGCGGGGAGAACGACCCAGUCUUCCGCCCGAUCCAGUACCCGUACGCCAGGGAAGCUGAAUCACGCUCACAUCGAUGCCGGCUCGGACCAUCUCCCCAACUCCGAUCGCAAGGACCCGUCCUCCCCCGCCCUAUUAUUCGAGCACAAACCCUCCUCGGCGCCUGCACCCGUACCCGCGCUUCCUCCGCCUAUCGAGAUACCCACCCGCCCUCAGGCGGACGUCUAUCGAUGGAGUCUGCAGGCGAGGGGAUGGAAGCGGGUGGUCGCGAAUCAUCAAAGGACCGGCACGUAUCACCUGCAGCUGCCGGAUCCGAGCGGGGAGACGUCGGUGAUUGCGUGUUGUGCGAUCUCGCCCAGGGGUGCAAAGUGGGUCUUGGGGGUAGGACAGGCCGAGAGUCUGUUUGUGUGGCGGUUGAGGGAUGCGCAGAGGGGAUUGAAGGAUGAGGAAGGUGUUUUGGGGAGAGGGGAGAUAUAG
Messenger RNA from Dioszegia hungarica, 2049 nucleotides. RefSeq lists its product as uncharacterized. The transcript is spliced from 8 exons. Gene Ontology annotation, cellular component: ESC/E(Z) complex. The coding region runs from base 1 to 2049 and encodes 682 amino acids. Gene Ontology annotation, biological process: negative regulation of transcription by RNA polymerase II. NCBI's taxonomy places the organism in Eukaryota, Fungi, Basidiomycota, Tremellomycetes, Tremellales, Bulleribasidiaceae. The record is from RefSeq and is a predicted model, not a curated record. Gene Ontology annotation, molecular function: nucleosome binding; protein binding.